Messenger RNA from Ficedula albicollis (Collared flycatcher), 1636 nucleotides. It is a transcript of the gene HSD11B2, whose product is annotated as hydroxysteroid (11-beta) dehydrogenase 2. Bases 1 to 1131 code for a protein of 376 amino acids. Lineage: Eukaryota; Metazoa; Chordata; Aves; Passeriformes; Muscicapidae. The record is from RefSeq and is a predicted model, not a curated record. Gene Ontology annotation, molecular function: oxidoreductase activity. The transcript has 7 exons.
AUGAGAUUGUCAGAUGGGAACGGAUGCUUUCGGAAGGAGAGAAGUUCUUCUUUCAGUGCUGGUCUAAAACUCCAGCUGGAGGUUUGUUUUUGGUUUGUUUUUUUUCCCCAGGAGGAAAGGCUGUGGGCCUUUUGUACCUCUUCACCUCCUGAUGUCCCUCCCGUCAUCUCAGACCUGAGGCUUUGCGGCGGCGCUUCCUCUUGCUGGGUGGUUGACCCUGUGGAGCCAGAUGGAUGUGACUCAGGCUUUGGGCAGGCAACAGCCCGGCACUUGGACAUCAUGGGCUUUCGGGUGUUUGCCAGCGUGCUGGACCUGCAGAGUCCUGGCGCCCAGGAGCUGCGCCGGAGCUGCUCAUCGAGGCUGACGCUGCUGCAGAUGGACCUGACCAAGACGGAGGACAUCCAGCGCGUCCUGCAGCACAUCCAGGCCCACACCAACAGCACAGGACUCUGGGGCCUGGUGAACAACGCUGGGUUCAAUGACACCAUCGCUGACGCUGAGCUCUCGCCGCUGGGCAAGUUCCGUGCCUGCAUGGAGGUGAACUUCUUUGGCUCCCUGGAGCUCACCAAGGGGCUGCUGCCCCUGCUCCGCUCUGCCGGCGGCCGCAUUGUCACCGUCAGCAGCCCUGCAGGUGACAUGCCCUUCCCCUGCCUGGCAGCCUAUGGGGCCUCAAAGGCAGCCCUCAGCCUCCUCAUGGACACCUUCCGCAGCGAGCUCCAGCCCUGGGGCAUCAAAGUCAGCCUCAUCUUGCCUGGCUACUACAAAACAGGGACGACAUGUGACCCUGCCUUCUGGAACCUGCAGAAGCAGCAGCUGUUGGCCAGUCUGCCCCAGGAGCUGCUGCAGGCCUAUGGCGAGGACUAUGUGGAGGAGAUCAACCAGCAGUUCAUCCAGUUCAUGAAGGUGGCGGUGGAGGACCUCAGCGCGGUAGUGAACAGCAUCACAGAGGGGCUUCUGGCUGCCAACCCAGCCGUGCGCUACUACCCAGGGCAGGGCCUUGGGAUCAUGUAUUUCAUACACCGCUACCUGCCCUAUUUUGUCCGAGACUUGUUCUUGAAAGGAUUCUUCAUCAACCCCAAGCUGCCCCGAGCGCUGCGACGAGAGCACCACAAUGAUGUGAAGAAGGCCUGACCUCGGCCUGCACACGGCCUUCUCUGGGCUUUCCAGGCACACCAGCCCCUGAGCGCGUGCAAAGCCAAAGGCACUGCCCUCCUGCACCGUGGGGGAAAUCAGCACUAGACGUUAAAAACCAAAUUUCUUUCCAAAAUCAGGUAGAUCUAUUUUCUAUUGUGCAAGAAUCAACAUUUUCUAGAGACCUUGGUUUUGUAUUUUUUCUAACCGUGCACCCCUCCAAGAGGCCCAUCCCUGCCUGACUCAGCAGCUCUGCACCACAGGCUGGGAUGUACCUCCUCAGCUACCAACAACCUUCCUUACUGCUCUGAGCUGUUUGUCUGCAUCCCUCUUGGCUGGGUCAGGGCUGGGACCCUGCGGCCACUGCCUCCCUGCCACUCAUUACACACUCCACAUGCUCCCAACGAGUGCAGGGGCUGAGACUAGGCUGCCAGUGCUGCAGAGCUCUUCAUGAGAUGACCUAUGUGAUUGUCACUUUUUAAAUAAAUCCAUUCUUAAUAUUCCA